UGGAGUCUGUGGUUGCGCUUGCGCAUUCCUGGGGGGAGCCGCCGCCGCCGCCGCCGCUGCUGCUGUGACCGGCCUCACGUAGAACUUCUCCUCUUGCUACUGCCGCUGCCCUCGAAGAUUCUGAGGGGCCGCCUCCAGGGGCCGGUGGUAGGCGGGAUCCCGGCUCGUAUAAGCGUCCGGAGGGGCCCUCUUGUGUGGAGUCUGCGAUUCGAGUGCCUGGCUGGGCAGGGGAAUAGCAGCGGCGGCGCUUUUUCUCUAAGGUGUGGUAUAUUAACUGACAAGACUAUGGCACUCACAAAGUCAUGGUAUCUUCUAGUCCUCAGUGUUUUGCUGUCUCCUUCUUAUGCCCAUACAGAUUUCUUUACUUCAAUUGGUCAUAUGACAGACUUGCUUAAUACAGAGAAAGACCUGGUGACUUCACUGAAAGACUACAUCAAGGCAGAAGAGAGCAAGCUGCAACAAAUUAAGAAGUGGGCAGAGAAAUUGGAUAAAUUGACAGACACUGCAACAAAAGACCCAGAGGGAUUUUUGGGGCAUCCUGUGAAUGCAUUCAAGUUAAUGAAGCGACUUAACACAGAGUGGAGUGAGCUGGAGAAUCUGGUCCUGAAGGACAUGUCUGAUGGGUUUAUUUCCAACAUGACUAUUCAACGCCAGUAUUUUCCUAAUGAUGAAGAUCAGACUGGUGCUGCUAAAGCUCUCUUACGGCUCCAGGAUACAUAUAAGUUAGACACAGACACUAUUUCAAGGGGAAAUCUACCAGGAGUGAAACAUAAGACAUUUCUAACAGCUGAAGAUUGCUUUGAAUUGGGAAAGAUUGCAUACACUGAAUCGGAUUACUACCACACUGAACUGUGGAUGGAGCAAGCUUUGAAACAGUUGGAUGAUGGAGAAGUUUCUUCUUCUAUUGACAAGGUUUCUGUUCUAGACUACUUGAGUUAUGCUGUGUAUCAGCAGGGGGAUCUGGACAAAGCAAUGGUGCUUACCAAGCGGCUACUUGAGCUGGAUCCAGAGCAUCAGAGAGCAAACGGCAAUUUGAAAUACUUUGAAUAUAUCAUGUCUAAAGAAAAAGAAGCAAAUAAGUCUACUACCAAAACAGAUGACCAGACUGAAAAUGAAAUUAAAACGCAGAAAAGGGGGCCUUCCAAGGAUUAUUUGCCAGAGAGACAGAAGUAUGAAAUGCUAUGUCGUGGGGAGGGUCUCAAAAUGACUCCUAGAAGACAAAAGAAACUCUUUUGCCGCUAUUAUGAUGGGAACGGGCAUCCCAGGUACAUACUGGGCCCUGUCAAACAAGAGGAUGAGUGGGACAGACCUCGGAUUGUUCGCUUCGUUGAAAUAAUUUCUGAUGAAGAAAUAGAAACUGUGAAAGAGCUUGCAAAACCAAGGCUGAGGCGAGCCACCAUUUCAAACCCUAUAACGGGAGUCUUGGAGACUGCACAUUACAGAAUUAGCAAAAGUGCCUGGCUCUCUGGCUAUGAAAAUCCUGUAGUGUCACGUAUUAAUACAAGAAUACAAGAUCUAACAGGACUGGAUGUCUCCACAGCAGAAGAGCUUCAGGUUGCCAACUACGGCGUAGGAGGCCAGUACGAGCCUCAUUUUGAUUUUGGAAGGAAAGAUGAGCCCGAUGCCUUUAAAGAGCUGGGUACAGGCAACAGAAUUGCUACGUGGCUAUUUUAUAUGAGUGAUGUGGCAGCAGGAGGAGCGACUGUGUUUCCUGAAGUAGGAGCUAGUGUUUGGCCUAGGAAAGGAACAGCUGUGUUUUGGUACAACCUUUUUCCAAGUGGUGAAGGAGACUAUAGCACAAGACAUGCUGCCUGCCCUGUACUAGUUGGAAACAAAUGGGUAUCCAAUAAGUGGAUCCAUGAACGUGGGCAAGAAUUUCGAAGACGGUGCACUUUAUCAGAGUUAGACUGAUACAGAGCUUCUCUUCCCCCCCCCCCUACCUUCUGUACAACAUACAUUUCCCUUUUACAAUGCCUUGAUAAACUCCUGACAGUUUACACACUCACUCCACUACAGAUUUUGUCUCCAAUGCCAUCUAGUUUCAUCUGUGGACAAAUACCUUCUUCUCCUUUUUGCUAAUAUACCCAUUUAAAUUUUUAUAGAGAGAAUAUAUUUGAAUUUUAAUGUCUGUGAGUUGUCAUGGCCAAAAAUAACUUCUGUAGAGACACUAUAAACUGAUGGUGGCAGAAAUAAUAUGAACAACCUAACCUUGGACAAGGACUCUGUUUGCUGGGAGAGUAGCAUCAUAUCUGUCCUUUCUACUUCAAUCCAAAUGUUCAUUCCUUAUUUUUAGAAUGCCUGAUCAUGGUUAUAAAACUAUGGACAGGGCUGCAAGCCACAUCCUGUUGAUAUGAAUGACAAAAUCUCAAUGUAAUGCAAAGAUGAUGGGUUUGCCCAUGAUUUGUAUUUCUUUUGCAAUAGGUUACUGCCUUAACUUCAAAGUGUCUAUUCCUGCCUGUCUUUUUCAGUGCCAUGAAAGUUCAAGCACAGCUGGCCUUCCUCUAAUUAUGCCUAAAGGGUGAACAUGGUCAGUAACUUUAAAGAAAUGAGUCACUAAUUGUGCAAAUGCAGUUGUGCGAGUUGUAGAAACUAACAUUUCUAUGCUUCUGCAACUGCCACGCUGUGAUAAUAGCUUGAAAAAAAUGAUGGCUUGUUCUCCAGGUAUGAUAAUCUUUUAAACCACAGAAUGAAUUAAUUGUGUCCUCCUACAAUUAUGGCUGCUUUUUUUGGGCUGACAUUCAGACUAGCACCAUGCUACUGAUGCAACAGUGCUGACUCCUAGACGAAAGCUGUGCCCUUUCACAGCCAGGGGAAUGAGAGAUAAUGGAAAACUGCCCCUUCACCUGCUCACCUCUGACAGUGCAGCCGUAGUCUGGAUGUCAGCCAAUGUUUCUUGAUUAAUAGUGGCUCCUUACAUACAUUGAGACAAGGGCUGACUUACCAUGCAGUGGUCCAUCUGCCUGGCAAUGGAGCGUGAUAGAGGACCAUUGGAAAUAGUGGUUCUCCCUUGUUCAACUGCACUUGUGCAAUUGUUGUGUCUUGCACAACUGUGCAAACACUCGGUUGCUAGGCAGACAGUAUGUUGCGUGGUGUGUCAGCCAAGAACACCAUUGGCCUAACCACAGUUCUGUGCCUUAGACCGGGAAUCUGAAUUUUCCGAAACAUUUGUAUGAAAAAAAAAUGCACACAUUCAUUCCCAAAUUGCCAAAUUUUUGUUUCCCAACUGAGAUGUUUUGUGACAAAGAUGAUAUAUUUAUAAUACUAAAUCUUUUGAAAGUGUUUUAUUUUGUGUAUAUUGGUAUGUUGUGUUGUCCUAGAAUGUGUGCGGUCUCUGUUACUAGCCUUUUAUCAAAUUAGAGCUGAAUAUAAGAUGUGAAUUUGAACUCUCCAGCACACACACUUUUGAAGAUAUUAGUUAUAGCUCCUUUCUGUAUUCUAGCCACUUUAAUUUUUCUUCUUCAAUAUUUUUUUAAAGUUUCCCACCAGUCUUCUUUUGGCAUGCCUCAUAUUGCUUUUAAUGCUUUCUGUCAGAUACAGACAAAUACAAUACUUUCAGAGUUGUAUCUGAACAAAGUUCACUGAAAUAUGACAAAACAGGUAUCCUAUGUACAAAUAGGAUGACUCUCAGCAAUACUUUAGCCAGAAUUUCAGAACAAAAAUAGGUUGUUGUUCUGGGUUUCUGAGAAGGUGGACAGAUGCCUCCAGCUGAAUUAAUUUUUGUAAAUUCUAUCUUGGCCCUUAUUAGCCCUGUGGGACCAAUAUAUAACAUCUUGACUCUCUGGUGUCAUCAAAUACAGGCUUGCCCUUCCAGAGUACUGCAAACUGUUUUUAUAGCCUACUUUCCAGUAGGCUUAUGAGAUCACCUGGCAUUCUGUGUGUGUGUCCAUGUGUCCCACCCUACCACCCCGCACCAUCAACUUCGCAACGCCUCAACCAUUAUGUACCAAAUAAUGUUACAGUUGUAGAGACACAUAGGAUACACAUAGGAUAGGGUACAGCUGUAGAGACACAUAGGAUACAUCAACAGCAUAGUUUGUGAUGAUGUAUCUACUCUAGUCCAAGAUGGCGGAUGCAUACACUUUUGAGGCACAAGUGAGCUAACUUGUGAACUGCCUAACUGAUUUGAACCAAAUUUGCUACAGCUGUAGGGACACAUAGGGAUGCCCAAAUGGCAUGGUGUGUCAUGAUGUCAUCCAUUCCCAUUCAAGUUGGCAGCCACAUGAACAUCUGAGGCGCAAGCAAGUUAAUUUGUGGACUGUCUAACCAAUUUAAACCAAAUUAGGUACAGUUGCAGUGAGUGAUACAUAGGGACACCUUAAUGACAUAGUCCACCCUGAUCCAAGAUGGUGGACGAGUAAACUUUUGAGGCAGAAGUGGGCUAACUUGUGAACCACCUAACUGAUUUGAACCAAAUUUGCUACAGCUGUAGAGACACACGAGGACACCUCAGUGGCAUAGUUUGUGAUGAUGUAAUCCACACUAAUUCAAGAUGGCGGAUGCGUAAACAUUUGAGGCGCAAGUGGGCUAACUUGUGAACUGCUUAACCGAUUUGAACCAGAUUUGCUGCAGCUGUAGGGACACAUAGAGACACCUCAAUGGCAAAGAAAUUUACAAUGUCAUCCACCCCAAUUCAAGAUGGUGGACAUGUAAACUUCUGAGGCGCAAGUACACUAACUUGUGGACACUCUAACCAAAUUUGGACAGCAAAUUUGAAUCAAAUUUGCUACAGCUGAAUGGACACAUAGGGAUGUCCCAAUGGUGCAGUUUGUAAUGAUGACAUCCACGCCGAUCCAAGAUGGUGGACACAUGAACAUUUGAGGCACAAGAGAUCUAACUUGUGGACCUCGAUUUACACCAAAUUUAGUCCAGAUGUAGAGACAUUGAAAGGAAAGUAGGCUGAUUAGUUUUUACUUGAACAACUUGUUUUAUUUUGUAAAAUGCAUCAAUGUGAAGUUAGCAGAGACCCUAUCAACCUGAAUAGGAACCAGCUCUUGUGGUGAAGACAGGUAUAAUAUAAAAAGAGAGAUCACUGCACAUUCCAUAGCCAAAUGGUGAGUUCAGCUUCAUAACUGAAACAGCAGACAUGUAUGCCAUAUAUACAUAUAUUCAAAUGCAGGUUCAGCUACCUCUUUAACUGAUCUCCCAGUGCUUAAGCAUUGUAUAGGCGUUCAUAAUGUAUGCCCUUUAUUGAUUGUAGGUUUUUGUUGUUGUUCAUGCAAAACUGCUCUGGGGAUGGUUUGCUGAUGACAUCACCAGGGAGAACCUCAGCCACCUCAUUUACUCAUCUUCUCCAAGUUUGCACAUUUUGUUGUUGUUCUUGCUCAGCCUUGACCCUCUCUGAUAUCCAGACUAAUGCAGUGCUGACGUUACGUGGAAGAGGUGAUUUUUAACAAUCGCCCCUUCCCUCUGGUACACUCCUAAAAAUAUGUCCCUGAGGGUCAUGUGACCCUCAGUGAUGAAUAAUGGGCUUCAGAGAGAGGGGAAGAUUGUGAAAAAUUGCCCAUAACACCAGUACUGCUUUCCUCUGGAUGUUAGUCAACAUAUUUAGAUUGAGGGCAGUGAGGGUGCUUUCAGAAUAACCCCACUGCUCUAAAAGUGUUAUCUUUUUCUUUUUCCUUAAUUUUCUAAAUAACAUAUUUUAAGGAGUUAUAUUUUUUGGUGAAGGUUAUUUUUGUUUGCAUUUUGUUUUGUUUGCGAUUGCAUUUUGUUUUGUUUGCGAUUUAAGUUGAUCCUCAUUCAUUUAAUGAU
Molecule: messenger RNA, 5748 nt
Organism: Hemicordylus capensis (graceful crag lizard)
Lineage: Eukaryota; Metazoa; Chordata; Lepidosauria; Squamata; Cordylidae
Gene: P4HA1
Product: prolyl 4-hydroxylase subunit alpha 1
Exons: 15
Coding region: 286-1911 (541 amino acids)
Biological process (GO): peptidyl-proline hydroxylation to 4-hydroxy-L-proline
Cellular component (GO): endoplasmic reticulum
Molecular function (GO): L-ascorbic acid binding; iron ion binding; procollagen-proline 4-dioxygenase activity
Source: RefSeq, a predicted model, not a curated record